Molecule: messenger RNA, 2179 nt
Organism: Cydia amplana
Lineage: Eukaryota; Metazoa; Arthropoda; Insecta; Lepidoptera; Tortricidae
Exons: 9
Coding region: 365-2179 (604 amino acids)
Source: RefSeq, a predicted model, not a curated record
UUCCCCGCAUUUUUCAGUUUAUAUGCAUUUAUUUGGAGGGCUAAACGAUUUCUUCCCUCACGCGAGUCCUUACUCCCUAAUCGGUCUCAAGGGGCGGCUAAUUUAAAACGCGUCGUCUGACGUUACUCAUAUUAAUUGAGAAAAAAACCUAGUGAUUUUUCAUUUCGCGAAAAAUAAUUUGAGAACGAUGGGAUUUUUAAAGAAGGAUCUAGGACGCAUUUGAUGGUUCGAUCGGUAUCCAACAAUAACCGGUCAUGGUUUCAGGAUAUUUAAACUUUAGUCUGUCAGCAAAGUUGUCAUCAUAUGUGCGGCUGUGUUGACACAUGUAGUGUAGUGUUUAUUUGUGGGCGGCGCGGGCGCGGACAUGGCGCUGGGCGGCGCGGUGCAGAGCGCCAGCAUGCUGGAACUGCUGUUGGAGGAGAUCAACUUCCAGCGCACCAAGGAGAUGCGCCAGCUCAUGAAGGAUGAGUCGGGUUUCGUGGUCCUCCAAGGCACGACGUACUGGACGGACCUGUUCGUGCGCCACUUCCUCUUCCAAGAGGAGCGCUCGAUCGACUGCGAUGACCUCCUGUUCUUCGUGCGUAAGAGGCACGUCAAGGGCUCCUCGCGGUACCUGCCCAAGUAUGAGACGGACGUGGAGGUGUUCCGCAAGGACUCGAAGAAGCUACCCAUCGGCGACCCGGAGAUCGACUGGGAGGAGACCGUGUACCUGAACCUGAUCGUGCACCAGUUCGACUACACGCUGACGCUGGCCGUGUGCACGCGCACCAGCCCCAAGGAGCUGCAGGUGCUGCGCCGGCACUCGCAGAAGGUAUACGCGUCGCCCAGCCGCCGCAAAAUGGACACGAAAGGCGAGGGCGAGGAGAUCACCUACCCCCACAUAUGCUUCAUGGUCGACAACUUCGAUGAGGUAUUCAGCGACAUGGUGGUGCGUGACGGCGAGAUGGUGUGCGUGGAACUUGUAGCGCGGGGACGCGGCGCGGACGCGCUGGCGGUCCUGUUCCUCGGCUCCAUCCGCUACGACGCACUGUCCAGGGUCUACGACUCCCGGCAAUCGUCGCUAUCAACGAAGGUAGCGCAGCGCAUGUCAUUCGGGCUGCUGGGGCGCGCGGCGGCGCGCUGCGAGUUCGUGCGCAUGAAGGGGCCCCACGGCAAGGGGCACGCCGAGAUGGCCGUGGCUCGGCCGAGGGGCGCCGGCGUUGAUACGCCUACGUCCGAGCCCGGGCUGACCGCUACCGAUCUCUGGGACAGUGAUUGGGAGGAGGAUCCGGAGGAGAUGUUCAUGUAUCGACAUCAGCGGCGUCUGAGCGACCCCAGCGCCAACCUGAACAACUACUCCCGCGCCGGGUGGCGCACCAAGGACGGCAAGGACAAAAGCCGCUCCGAGAACGAGGGGCUCGACUCGCUCGUGUCCGGGCUGGCCGAGGUGCAGGCCGGGGAUCUGCGCGACGGUACCAAAAUUCGCUCGGUCCCGGGCCCGGCGUGUGACCCGGUGUUGUGUGCAGCGCGCUCGGCUUCCUCCGCGGCGCCGACGCGCAUGGGCGCGCUGCUGCCGCGCGCCGCCGCCGCCGCCGACGCGCGCUCGCCGGCGUGCCUGCGCGCCGUCACGCCGCGCCGCCGCCGGGGCCGCAGCGCGCCCGCGCCGCCGCCGCUGCGCCCGCUGCCGCGCGCCGCGCCCGCCGCCGCCGCGCCGGACGACGGCGGCUGCGAGCUGGCGGCCGAGGCCGGCUGGCUGCUGGAGGCGGCGCCGGCGGCGGGCGCCGCGCCGGCGGCCCGCGGCCCCGCCGGCGCGGAGACCGUGCGCGGGGAGGAGGAGCUGCCCAGCUGCGGCGAGUACCGGCUGGUGGCGGGGGAGAGGGGCGGGUCGGACGCGCGCGGGUACGCGACGCUGCCGCGGAACGCGCGCGGGCUGGCGAGCGCGCUGUGGCGGCGCGCGCCGCUGCCGCCGCGCCGCACCACGCCGGACGGCACCGACAUCUACUACUGGUGCGACGUGCCCGAGCGGAGUCGCGAGCUGGACGAUGGCGCGUACAACCCGCUGUGGGCGAUGCGCGGCUUCACGCAGACGUUCGCGCUAUGGAAGGAGGGCAAGCGCGCCUCGUCCGCGCCGCUGCAGGCCUACCUCACCUACGUCACGCUGCCAUGGUGGUGCAUCGCCAAGGGUGAGUUACGUGUGUGA